GUUAAGGUUGGGUAAAUGGGAUGGGUGCAGACUCCAGAGGGAAAAGAAGAAAAUAAAUAAGAAAGACAAAAGGUCAUGGUUUAGGAGGGAGAUUUUAGAGAUGGAGUAGGCCUGUAGUACUUUUUGAUACCUACCUCUUUAACUCUCCUUUUCACAAGAGGUGACCCCCUUACACCUAAGAAAAUAUUGAACAUCAAAGUGUGGUAAAGUUUCUUAAUUAUUGGAGAAGACAACAGAAUGGUGAAAGUGCACAAGCAGCACAACUGUCCUGCCCAGCUAAACUGUCCCAUUGCAACUUGGCAGAUGGAAGUGCACAAGGAGCGCAGAAGUACAGUUAACCCGGCAACCCCCACGUAGAGCCCUACGCCUUCUUCCCCACCGAUAAAGCGCCUUUCUUUCUCUUUGUCACUCUCUCUACCAUCUCGCUGUGGUCAGACUGAGUCGCUGCUGCUAUUGAGGAUGCCACGGCCGGGCCCUAGACCUUAUGAGUGUGUUAGGAGAGCUUGGCACAGCGAUAGACACCAACCCAUGAGAGGUUCUAUUAUUCAACAGAUUUUCAGGGUCGUCAAUGAGUCUCACAGCGCUGCAACUAAAAAGAACAAAGAAUGGCAAGAGAAGCUUCCUAUUGUUGUCCUGAAAGCAGAGGAAAUCAUGUACUCCAAAGCAAACUCCGAGGCUGAGUAUAUGAGUCUUGAAACACUAUGGGACAGAGUAAAUGAUGCCGUCAACACUAUCAUUCGGAAAGACGAGAACACCGAAACCGGUGAGCUAUUGCCGCCAUGUAUAGAAGCUGCCCUUAACUUGGGUUGCAUUCCUGUGAGGGCUUCGAGAAGCCAACGGCUCAGUAAUCCUAGGAGUUACCUCACCCCGAGAGCACAAGAACCGGCCUCUGCACCUGCUAGACUUUUAGAUAAAACUAGUUGUGAACAACGCCCAUUGUCGCCAUUUCACUCUGGAAAUCGGUUACACCUUGCAAAAACCACCACCAGGAAUCCUGCUUUUCUGAUUUCAGAAUCCAACAGCCAGAUCAAUCCAAAUCCUAACCUCACUGCCCCUUGCAACCACCCUCUCUCAGUAGAGAACAUUCCUGCCGGCCCUAACCCGUUGAUAAUGGAAAGAAACACCCUACUGAACUUGGGUACAGUGUAUCCAUUGUAUUAUGGAACUCACUAUCCAACUGGAGGGUCUCAAUUAGGCUCCCAGAUCCCAGAAAAACCACAUUCUAAGACUAUAUAUUUUGGCAAACCGAUUCUUGCAGCAACGGGAGAGUCUGCUGAAAGGGGUGUCUUCCAGAACCCGUUCUCCUUUAAGAAUGCUAAAAAUGCUUCGAAUAGAUUAAUGCAAGUGAAUGUCCUGGACACCCAAGAGAAGCCACAAGAGAGAGAAUGCGAUUUGUCUUUGAGGUUGGGUCUAGUUUCACAGUCACGUAUGGGCAUUGAAAAGAGUUCAGCAUGUGAAGUGGAAGAUGUUGGUUCGACCUGUUCUCAAGAGGGGGGAAAGUUUAGUGAUUUGUCUCCACAUACAAAAAAGGAGUUCAGUUUUUUUCCAAGGAGGGUUGCUUGUGAUCCCGAUGACUCCACUUCAAGAAAGUGGAAUACAGAGAGUGAAGGUCAGAAUAAGGAGACAACAAAUAGGAAGCGCAAGGCACCGUCUGGUUAUAAUGAUGAUGGGUAAUUUUACUGGAAAAUAGAGCUCCCAUCCAAGUAGUCUACUGGUCAUAUUAAAAGGCAAGGUUUGUAGACAAUCUUUCACAUUUGUAUUGUAUAUGCUUGGACAUCCAAGUUGCCCUGAGAUAUGUUGUUAAUUCCGUUUUCCGACCUCCAAAUCUCUGUUGGUCUCAUUGUAAAAUUUUAGAAACAGAUGGUAGGAAGUUGCAGUGGUGUAAAAUGUGAAAGGGAAAGAAAACCUUGGUUUGAUUUAAUCCAAGUA
Juglans regia (Persian walnut) is the source of this 1929-nucleotide messenger RNA. RefSeq lists its product as uncharacterized. The coding region runs from base 460 to 1674 and encodes 404 amino acids. Gene Ontology annotation, biological process: regulation of DNA-templated transcription. The transcript has 4 exons. Lineage: Eukaryota; Viridiplantae; Streptophyta; Magnoliopsida; Fagales; Juglandaceae. The record is from RefSeq and is a predicted model, not a curated record. Gene Ontology annotation, molecular function: transcription coregulator activity.